ACAAAACACUAACAACAACAGCGCAGCGCGCCUGUGGCUGCGGCUGCAAGCACUAGCACUAGCCGGCCGCAGUCGAGUUGCUAGGUGAGCCGGAGGUGCUGUGACGGCUGGACUGGACAGCUUCCCACUGUGUCAUCCGAUUUGAAGUCGAGAAUGGUCGAUAAAACGCCGGUACUGUUCUCACCCCAUACUUUAAUGCCCCGCCCUCACCGCCCCGGGCCCGGCGGGCCGCCUGGUCUUCCCCCCCAAAGCCUGGAGAGCCGGCUGCAGGCGCUCGAGGACUACAGCCAGCGCACGUUCAAGCCCACGGACGCCGUGCUGCAGGAGGUGGUGCAGCGCGCGCGCCAGCACAACAUGCCCAACAUCCACGUGGGCAGGAUGGACGGCCUCACCAUGGAGGUGAUCAUCAGGAUGGCGGGCUACAAGAAGGGCGGGCUACUCCGGCAUUCUAAUCGCGCGAGCCCUCGGGCCCGGCGGCCACCUGCACUCCGUCGAGUACAACCCCGACUUCGCCGAGGUGGCGAGGGAGUCCUUCCGAAAGGCCGGCCUCGACGACAGAGUCACGGUGCAUGUCGGCAGGGCCUCUGAGGUGCUGGAGCAGCUCACGGAGCUGGGGCCGUUCGACGGCAUCUUCAUCGACGCCGACAAGAACAACUAUCCUGUGUAUCUGGACUGGGCCGAGAAGAACAUUCGCGUCGGCGGCGCCAUUUUCGGCGACAACACCUUCGGAUUCGGCCACGUGUGGCGAAAUCUGGACACCAUUCACGACCACCAUCUGAAGCCGGCCAUCGCCGGGGUGCAAACCUUCAACUCGCGCCUCGCGGACAACCCCAACUUCCGCGCCACCAUCCUGCCCACCGACCAGGGCCUGACCAUGGCCGUGCGGCUAAAGUGAGCGCCGACUGUCCCAAAACUAUGAGUGCUGUGUGAAGAAGUUAAAAAGAAGGUCGUCAUCAAAAGUUUGGGAAAAGUCACGAUUCGGACAGGACACGAACGCAAUGAGAGAUUUCGAAAUGUUAAUGGAAUGGAAAUGUACCUAAGAAUGACAAUUAUUAGCUCUAACAACAAAAAACAAAAUAUCACAAAAUAAAAGAAAAUGUACAGCUUAUUAUCUACACCA
This is a messenger RNA of Frankliniella occidentalis (western flower thrips), 1120 nucleotides long. RefSeq names its product catechol O-methyltransferase-like. The record is from RefSeq and is a predicted model, not a curated record. Gene Ontology annotation, molecular function: O-methyltransferase activity; S-adenosylmethionine-dependent methyltransferase activity. Lineage: Eukaryota; Metazoa; Arthropoda; Insecta; Thysanoptera; Thripidae.